AUGUUUAAGUUCUCAACAAUUUUAUUAGUUUUGGUGGCAGGACAAGUAUGGAGUGUUCCUUUAAUACCUCAAAUAGGCGAUGAAGAAGAAAUUGUGGAAGUCGACGACAAUGCUCUAUUAAACGAAGAGCAGUAUUUAAGAGAUGUGAUUGAUUUGAGUUUCUAUGGCUCUGCCAUGUUUGGAGAACCAGAUGAUCAGCAUACUGCUCGUAUGGUAGCCAAUUAUACACCCGAAGCUUUUGAAGUUAACCCCGAAGAAUUGGGUACCUAUUUGGAGGGCGAUAUUUUAAUACCCAAACCAAUUAUCACUAUGAAAAAUGGUCUCACCUCGCAAAGCUCUCGCUGGCCUAAGGGUGUUGUGCCCUAUGAAAUUCGUGGUAAUUUUAAUGCUCAAGACAUGUCCAUUAUUGAACAUGCGAUUAGUGAAUACCAUCGUCGUACUUGUAUACGUUUUGUGCCACGCAGCAGCGAACUAGACUAUGUUUCAAUUGUUAGUGGUAAUUCUGGUUGUUGGUCUUCGGUGGGACGUGUUGGUGGCAAGCAAGAAGUGAAUUUGCAAUCUCCUGGUUGUUUAACAAAGCCCGGUACUGCCAUGCAUGAACUUAUGCAUGCUUUGGGUUUCUUGCAUGAGCAAAAUCGUGAGGAACGUGACUCAUUUGUAAACAUUCAAUAUCAAAACAUCCAACAAAGUGCCAUGUCUAACUUUGAUAGAGCUGCUAAGACCUUGGCGUUUGGAGUACCCUACGAUUAUGGCAGUGUUAUGCACUAUUCAGCCAAUGCUUUCUCUACUAAUGGACGUCCUACAAUUGUGCCUGUGCAAAAUAUGGGUAACACUAAAAUGGGCCAGCGUGAUGGUUUCUCCGAUUUUGAUGUUGAGAAACUUAAUAAAAUGUAUGAUUGCGGUUAUGGUGGUGAAUCAGCACAAUUGCCUAGUCCUGGCUCUCAAGCUAUAGAUAACGGUCUAAUUGGCAGUUUGGUUAGUGGCAUUCUGACCGGUUUAGGUUUGGGUGAUCAACAUUCAUCAUAAAUCUUUAUAAGAAAUUUAUUAAAAGUUUAAUUGUAUCCAUGGCACGACAUAUAAUAACAUUAAUCAUUUACUAUUUAUUUGGACAUUUUAGUUAAAUUAAGUGAAAUUUCUAUGCCAAAGUAUUGUAUUGUACUUUAACUAUUAAUAAAUAAAAUUUUAUAUUUAAUCAUUUAGAAAGCAAUGAAA
This is a messenger RNA of Calliphora vicina (urban bluebottle blowfly), 1212 nucleotides long. Its product is annotated as hatching enzyme 1.2-like. Gene Ontology annotation, biological process: proteolysis. NCBI's taxonomy places the organism in Eukaryota, Metazoa, Arthropoda, Insecta, Diptera, Calliphoridae. Bases 1 to 1026 code for a protein of 341 amino acids. The transcript is spliced from 2 exons. Gene Ontology annotation, molecular function: zinc ion binding; metalloendopeptidase activity. The record is from RefSeq and is a predicted model, not a curated record.